Messenger RNA from Ornithodoros turicata, 6588 nucleotides. Its product is annotated as putative zinc finger protein 702. The coding region runs from base 264 to 803 and encodes 179 amino acids. The record is from RefSeq and is a predicted model, not a curated record. The transcript has 4 exons. NCBI's taxonomy places the organism in Eukaryota, Metazoa, Arthropoda, Arachnida, Ixodida, Argasidae.
UGCAACAUGCAUCGGAUGCCGUUCUGCUUUAAAUAUGGAGCCAAAUUCUAUUUAUAGCAUGAUUGAUUUCCAGGCUCGCACCUUUGUGAUUUCUAGGCGCAGCUCGCAUGCCUGAAGAAAAGAAACCCUAGAAAAAUUGAAGGUUUUCCAAUUUUUCCCCACGUGACAUUUUUUUUUUUUUUCCCUACACGCUACAUUUCUGUACUCGAGAUGAUUAAAGGAUUAAGCGAUUAAGCGUUGCUCGUUGCUCGCUGGUGGAUAUCAUGGCUGCCUGCGUGUUUCGUCGUGCGAUUCCACUUCUGUUCCGUUCUCUCCUUGCUUUCCAUCUAGAUUCUCGGCGUUUUGAGGUCCUCCACAGCAGAAGACACUUUGUGAGCGCAGAAUUUAGCCAUGCUCCUUAUUUAUACUACGCGCUUGUUUAUGAGCAAGAAUAUCGGCGACUGCGCAGGCCUGUGAAGAUGCUGGAGUGUGACUUCUGCCCAUACUCCACGACGGCCAGGCCCAAGUUGGUAUUGCACGUGCGAACGCACACCGGGGAAAAGCCCUUCAAGUGCAAGUAUUGCACCUAUGCGUCCGCACGCAAGGGCCAGCUCAUAGUUCACGAGCGGCAGCACACGGGGGAGAAGCCCUUCAAAUGUGAGACGUGCGGCUACGCCUCCACCAACAGGGGCGACCUCGUCAAGCACCAGCGCCUCCAUACUGGCGAGAAGCCGUUCAGGUGCCAGUAUUGCAACUACAGGUCAACGCAGCGGAGCAACCUGGCCGUUCACGAAGCCAGUCACAGAAGAAAUCUCGAGUUGUAGUCGGACGUCUUGGGUGGUGAUUACUUUGGGAGUGACUCGUAACUGCAACUAGGUACAUUUUUAACAAACUUACUUACGGCAGUGUUUCCCAAACUGUGAGUCGCGAACCCCCGGGAGGGUCGUGACAGAUUCGGCGGGGGAGUCGCGAAAUGGCUCGUCGACUCGAAAAAAAGGGACAGCAAAUGAUGUCCUUAGACCAUGCUCUGCCCACUAUUCUGCGUCACAAAAAAGCUCGUGGUUGUGGACUCCCGAUGUCAAAGAAACAAAGUCACUUUAGUGCUGCCGUGCAAAUAACUUAUGUUUUCUGUUUUUGUUUUAUUUUGUGCAAAGUUUUCUAGCCCAGCUGAUUCACUCUCGACUAUAUUAACUGGCAAAUUAAAUUUCGAUGUCAUUGUUCCGUAAAUGCGCUGAAAUAGAAAUGCUUGUGGCAUUGCAAAAAACCUGGUGAGGAGGGGGUUACAAUGUAAUAUCACAAUGUAGCAGAGUUUGAGAAGCACUGACUUACAGUAAUGAGUAGCUUUUUAGAGAAAGAAACAAAAAUUAGUUGUCACUUUUGGUGAAAUUAGCUGUAAGAUGUAAUUGUAAUUAAAUUACUCGAGCGGUGCCCUAUUUUUCCACACCUCUGCUCCCAAAUGUUGUUUUGUCAUUCUUUAAAACAUUAUAAGAAAUCUCCAGCCGUGCCGUUGAGAGAUUUUUUUUUGUUUUGGGAAGUCAUGUGCUUCCACUAGAGCAAUGGAUGGUUACUGACAAUAACAUUGAGAAACAGCUACCAUUCUUGCAACAAGCAUGCUGUGCAAUUGUGUCUCGACACUACGAGCACCAAAGUAAAGCCAUUUACUUUGCUUUUGUUUCCUAAGACAUAACAACUAAGUUACUUACACUUGGUAGGGCAGCUGUAAAAAAGGGCAAAAAAUUCGGCAAUUGCGACACUGUUGUUAUUUUCGAAAGCCAAUUUUUCUUGCUUACCUCUUUAAAAGUAACUUACAUAAAGUAAAGUUUAUUUAAGCCUUUCUUCCUGCUCUAUUGGCUCACAUUUUGCAAGUGGUUUCCAUAAUUUCUGCUACUGGGUAUACUUCAGCUAUAUCUAAAGGAGGGAAGAAAUGGGAUUUGGUACGCACCAAAUGCCAUUUCCAGAAAAAGAGCUGCAUGAGAUUAAAGAUGACAGAAAAAGACAAUGGGACAUGAAGGCCUAAAACAAACAAAUCAACAUUAAUGUGGGUCAGAACCAUCCCAUGCAUGUUUUGCAUGCAGAGGAGAAUGCACAUGAGCUAUUUGUACGGUGCCCUUAUUAGCUGGGUUACAUGGUAGAAGUUGCUUAGACAAGUCGUUCUCUUCAAGAGAUGUUAAACAUUGGCAGUCACAUUAAUUCAGAAAUAGCACGUAAGAAUGAACUGUGACCGGCAUUCUCAGGUGUACAAAUGAGUACGUGGUAUCUGAAAAAAUAAUGAAUCGAGGACACUUCAGGCCUGUUUAACGAUGUCUCGAGAGACUGCACUUUCUUGUCACUGUUUUCGUCACUACAUGUGGUGUCUUUAUGCCGUAAGUGUUCCGUUCAAACAGAAUAUUGAAAAUUUCCCGUGUGUUGUGAGAUAUGUAUUGUGAGCAAACGAGGCAAAUUGAGCUUCGUAGCAAGCCCAGUGUAGCAUGAACUGAAGUUCUGCAUUGUUGAACUUUUUGGUGCAUGCACUUUCCACACCGGUUGUACCAAAGACGGGGAGAAAGUGCUGGGAGUGGUAAGGCUUGUUCAUAUGUUGUAUUGAUUAACCUGUUUGGCAGUUGUUGAUCUAUUAUAUUGAUGUAUCUUACUUGCGUUACUGUAGCAUGUUGUCAAGUAUAUGACGGAUCUAAAUUAAAGUAGAUGUUAUUUGAAGUGCAUUUGACAUUUUGUAGCCCUUACUUCUGACCUUGUGGUUUUACCUUUUGUACCUUUACUAAAAUAUGUUAGAAUACUCUUUCCUCUGCAGGUGAAUGUUACGGAAUUUACAAAUUUGUGUCAAACAGCAGUGCAUUUAUAAGUAGGGUCCAGCCAGCUCCUUUGGGGUCGGUAUACUGCGUGCCAAUUGUUACACCUGUAAUUUGAAGUUAAACCGAGAAACAGUGUUACCGAAUGAAAGAAAAAGGAAUUUCAUGACUGUGAAUUGAGCGAGUUGGUAAAUAUGUAACAUUAUGAAAACAGCUAAAAAAAAUGCAAGGACUGAGUAGACAGGACAGGAGCAAGUGACAGGGUGCUGUCUACUCCUAUGAGGUCCUAGUGGUUAUUGAGCACUUCUUUCGUUAUGUUAGAGAAUAAAAACUUUAUUUUUUUUUUAAUUCGAGAGGUGAAAAUGAGGGAAAUUAUUAUGUGCUCUAAAUUCAUGCGAAACUCACAGCAUGCUAAUUUCAGGGAGAAAUGGCUCUGUUACUCAAAUUUUAUUGGCCUGGUAGAAACUGUGAUGAAAUUUCGUUUGCUGCCAAACAAGCUACAGGAUUCCUACAGAUAUUUCAGCGAGAGCAAUUUGCCGUGCCCAACAGACCUCGUUGAAGCGCGGGAAGAAGGGAAAAAAUUAUUGCCACAAAAGUGUCGUUAUGACUGCCACUUGUGCCCGUUCUCGUCAAAGUCCAAGUGUGAUCUCAUACGACACGUCAGGACACAUACUGGGGAAAAGCCGUACAAGUGCAGCGAAUGCACCUAUGCAACGGGACGCAAGGACAACUUAGUUUCCCAUAUGCGGGUACAUCUCAAGGAUUUCAGGUGUCAGUUUUGUAACUACACAUUUUCGUCCCAGGCAAGCUUGGAAAGACACAAGCACUUACACGGCUCACUUUGAUACAGACUUGUAAUGGAAUUGUAUGUCACAAAUAGAGCACUGCACAGUCCUCAACAUGAAUCUGUCUGGCUAGAGUCAAGUAGGGAAGUGCCAAGCUCUGGAUUCUCAGCACCUGGUUCAGGCCAGGGUCUGGUAAUACCUUGAAUUGGGUCAAUAAACUCACACCCAUGCAGUACUCUAGUUGCAAAUUGUGUUUUGUAGCACCUUUGGAGCUCUUUUCGGUACAUCUUUGUAGUUGGAGUCUCCUUUGUGCCUCUUGCCUUGGCUAUUGAUCUCUUGGAGUCAAAAUGUUUCUGGUCAUUCGGUGCCUACCUUACUUUUGUGAAAAAGGUUGCCCGUAUUGCCCAUUGUUGCAUAAUAAAACUGGGAAAACCAGCGUGCCGUCAAAACCCCACGUUUUGCAGCUUGCUUUCUGUACAUGCUAGGCAAGGACCAAGUUUACAGACACAGAAACGGCGACUCCACCCAAAAAAUAUGUCAUUCUAUGCUCCACAAUGUUCCGUGUGACGUAACAUUGUGCGUUCCAUGUUCUUUCAUACUAUCUUUAUGUUGUACCACGUGUUGGCAAUGGUCUUUUCAGUCUUACUCAUUACAGUUGCCCUGAACUGACCAUUCGUGUCAUAUAUAAAUAAUAUCAUUAUAUAGUAUAAUGUAAAUACCAUAAGAGGUUCCACCUAUAAGCAGCUAUUCAUAUCCUGCACCAAGGUUUUCAUUGCUCAUCAAGUUCAAUCACUGGAUCACUCGAUCUAGAGUCUCACAUUUCUUGUUCACAUGUACAAAGUAUCCACCAGAUCUGCUCCCAUCAAAACUUAUACAGUGCCUUUCUCAGUCAACUAUAGUGGCAUCACGAGGCUACAGCUUUUUUUUUUUAACUUGUUUUUUUAUCGUUACUUAUCAUAAUGAUCGAUUAAUUUUACAAUAAGUUAUCGCUUAGAGAUUCAUUCCGGUGUGAGAAGAGAACAGACAUCUCCACUGGAGGUAUAAGAGCAGGAAACCCACAAGGGAACAAUGAUGUUUAUGGCCCGGUUUUACCAACGCCGAUUAAAACUUGCACAGAGAUCGACGGCCCCUUAACUCGAAUUUAACGCUUACUACUGAAACAUUCAUCACGUCGCCAACUAGCGUUUGCAAAAAAAAGAGUUGAGCGUUAACUUCAAGUUUUAGCUACGCUCGACCUCGGUUCAAAGUUAACCAGCUUUGGUGAAAACGGGCCUAUGUGUUCUGUCCUGUGCACGUUCUUGCGCAUAGAUACAGGUUUUCGUAGCGCUGACCACAUUUUAUAACGUCGACCAAUCCCAGUAGCACUCGUGAUCGACUAUGUCAUUGUCGUGACUAUAGAUGUCUUAAAAGUUUGCACUGUGUGCUCUGAUGUUGUUCUGUGUCACAUUACAUUAAAAUAUAUUGCAGGCAGGCAAGCAAACAAUAGAGGUGCAGUUUCUACGAAGGAGCGACAUUAUAUCGGCUCAAGCAAGAGGGAUUCCUUCUAUGCAGGCAGUCAGGAGGACGGGAAACAGUACAAGUGCGACGACUGCAGCUAUGUGGCCAAGUUCCGAAGCCACCUGAUUUUGCACCGCAGGAGACACACGGGGGAGAAGCCUUUCAAGUGCGGAUUCUGUAGUUACGCAUCCGCCCACAAGGGGAACUUGAUAGCGCAUGAACGCUCCCAUGCGGGGGAGAAGCCUUACAAAUGCCCCGUGUGCGACUACAGGGCCACCCAUAUGUACACCAUAAAGGUACAUCAGCGCAGGUGGCACAAGUAGCCAAGUUUAUUUCAAACGACCCUGUCUCUGCAUCGUUGUGUGUUCGCUAGCGCAUCUGAACACACCAUAGUCGCUGACCGCGUUACCAGGAGCUGUAGGAGGAACUUUACCAGGGAGGCCACGCCCCCUUUGGGAAGCCUAACUAGCGAAUACUCAAGAUGAACAUUCUGAGGGAUAUCCUAAUUGCCCCGCCUGGCCUUCUGGAGAUGCCGGCACUGCAUGGAGAUCGGCAGCGUAUCAGGUGAUAUUCCAUCUUAUAAGUAGGGCCUGACUUUUUAGGGUUAAACUCGUAUCCGCCCGAUAUUUACCCCCGAACGAAAUCUGUAAAAUUCGGGUUUAACCCGAAUCUACCCGAAAAUAUCCGGGUCGCGUGGCACACUCGUAAGCGUGCUUUAAAAUAAAGUUUGAUAACAUUGCUAAACAUUAGUUCCAUGUUUAAACAAAAAAAAAUCACCCAAAUACACCCUAAUUCCUGACGACAGAAUAUGCCGUAACGGGAUUUAACCCGAAUACACCCGAAUUUUCGAAUGAAAAAUAUCACCCGAUAUUUACCCCCCAAAUUUGGCGAAAAAUAAAACCCGAAAAAGUCAGGCCCUACUUAUAAGGUUCUUAGAGGAUUUUUGAGGAUUCACUUAUGAUCGCUGGUCGCUUCACUAUCCGUCAGACGCAAAACACAUUCCAAACCUAAAAAUAUCUUUUAUUCGCGUAGAGUCGAGACUAGCCGUUAUCUAGUUUACUGAAUGCUGUAGAUGGAAGCAGUUCCCAGGGCAUUUCUGCGCUGCUCCAUUACGCCCUUUUCUUGUAUUCCGAAAGCUGUUACAGCAAUCCUGCAAACUUGAGCGUGCAUCCCCUAUGUUGAUAGACACCUCUGGUAUAUGGAGUGACUGUGCCAUCAGCUUCAGCCAAUCACCGCAGACAUUUUGACGCACGAUUGAGCCAGUUUGAAACACUGAAAGCUUACAGUUACAAGUGGCUUCCCAUGCAGCACGAGGAAGCUACACUUUCUGUGACUGCAGAAAACACGGUUGUAAUUGGAGAUCGUGUCACGUUCGAACUAUGGCCAACUUAGCAUAGUUUGAUCUAGUGUAAGCACAGCACUAUACACAUUGCAAUGGAAGUCCACAGCAUCUUCCUCCCAGGUGGAGAAAAAAUUAUGUUGUUCAGCACUUUGCUGCAAUUUUAUGCUGUAUUGACAAUAAAUGUGUUAGUUAGACCAUA